This is a messenger RNA of Ectocarpus siliculosus, 1391 nucleotides long. Lineage: Eukaryota; Phaeophyceae; Ectocarpales; Ectocarpaceae. The record is from the annotation of a GenBank genome assembly.
UUGACGAUCUGUGAACUGCGAGUGCGUCCGUCCGUCUCGGCGCUCGGCGAGUCAUGGCGGCUGCCAAGGGUGCUGCUGUACUGGGACCGACGAUCGUUUUUCGGUGCUCCACCCGCAACACGGUGUACGAGGUGCUCAAGGCAAGGCCCGGGUUGGUCGAGACCCAGGACGAUGUCGACUGGGACCUGUGCUGGGCGGACGUCGGCUGGGUUAGAGACAUGUACGACCAAAUACAGAUGGAUGACGACCAGCGGCUCAACCACUUCCCCAACCACUACGAGUUGACGCGAAAGGACUUGAUGGUGAAGAACCUGAAGCGAAUGCGAAAGCAGUUGGAGAGGAACGACUGCCAAGCGGAAGCAGCAAGCUACUGCUUCUGGACCGGCACUUUCGUGCUCCCGUCCGAGUACGGCAUGUUCGUGGAGGAGUUCAAGCGUUCCCCGGGGGCGGUGUGGAUCAUGAAGCCCAUCGGACGGGCACAGGGGAGGGGGAUCUUCUUGUUCAACAAGCUGAGUCAAAUCAGCGAGUGGAAGAAGGACCACCGAUGGAAAGCGGACCAACCCCAGGCGGAGGCAUACAUCGCACAGCGGUACGUGGAAAACCCGUACCUCAUCGGCGGGAAGAAGUUUGACCUCAGGCUGUACGUGCUGGUGACUUCCUUCAACCCCCUCACGGUGUGGCUCUACAACGGAGGGUUCGCGCGUUUCUCGGGCACAAGGUACUGCACCGACAGGGCGGCGCUGGCUAACCCUUACGUACACCUGACGAACGUGGCGAUCCAGAAGAAGGCGGAGGACUACGAUAAGGAGGUCGGCUGCAAGUGGGACCUGCAGAGCCUAAAGAUGUUUUUGACCCUCAAGCACGGUGCUCGCGCCGUGGACGAGCUGUUCUACGACAUGCAGUGCCUCAUCACGAGAUCGCUGCUGUCGGUGCAGAAGAGCAUCAUUCACGACAAGCAUUGCUUUGAACUCUACGGCUACGACGUCCUCGUGGACGCGGAUCUCAAGCCCUGGUUGCUGGAGGUUAACGCAUCUCCAAGCCUGAGCGCCGAGAACGCCGCCGACAAGAAACUCAAGACUCAGCUCAUCUCAGACGUCCUGGACGUGGUCGACCUCGAGGGGAGGUUGGAGGGCGACGAGCAGAGGGUGGGGAGCUUUCGCUUGAUUUGGGCGAACGGCCCCACGGACACUCGGGCGGCGGGGGGCUACUCCACCUUCCUGGGCACGGAGAAGCCUCGCGCCGCGGUCGACGCCACCGCCGCCCUCCCUCCGCCCAAAACGACGCGUCUGCAAGCGACGAAAACGAUGACGGGGUCACCGGCAGUGGCAGGAGGGGGGGCGGCCAUGGGGAAGGGAGGUGGCGCCGACGGCCGCUCCGUAUGCGACCCGUAA